Messenger RNA from Acanthoscelides obtectus, 537 nucleotides. The record is from the annotation of a GenBank genome assembly. Lineage: Eukaryota; Metazoa; Arthropoda; Insecta; Coleoptera; Chrysomelidae.
AUGGAAUCAUCCGCGUCCGGUUCAGGAGAAUCGCAAACUCAAAAAAGAAGUGUUAUUUGGAUGCAUUUCACCAAAAUAUCGGAAGCUAAUGCAAAGUCUGAUCUUUGGAAAAAUAUUUAUUCGCAUAAAAAUGGAAACAUUAGCAAUUUAAGGAAGCAUUUGAAAACUAAACAUCCGACUCUUUCAUUGGAAGGAGAAAGGGCAAAACGGCGGGUGGAAGACGAAAAUAUGCCUAGGUGCAAAAGGAACUUAGUUUCAGCAGGAGUCCCCUCACAAGUGAUUGAAAUGGCAGAUAUAGUACUACAAUCUGAGUCUUCUUGCUUCUCUGGACUUACAGAUGAUUCUGAACUAGAAUAAAGCAUAUAUAUAUAUACAAAACCAAAUUAGGGACUUCUUCUACAUAGUGAGAUACUAAUGCAUAGAAAUACUUCAUGAAAUUAAACACUAAAUAAUAGUAUGAGUUAUAAAAAUCAAUGCACAUAUAUAAAAAAUACACAAAAAAUCAAAAGGAACUAUAGUUUUAAUCAAAGUAUGAGC